AUGUCAGAGCUUCCAAAAGUUGAAACUAUUGCCCAAUAUAUUGCUGAUGUGUGUGGGACAAGAAUAGAAGAUAAUCUGGUAAUUAAUUACAUAGCAAAUAUAGUGUACUCUGAAAUUCAAUCUACUAAAGGUAAAUUAUCAUGGCAAAAUUUGGAGGAUAUGAUAUCAUUGUAUCUAAUUAAUUAUGGUGAUAUUGAGAAUACUAAAGAAAUUAUUGACAAACUCUUCGAAAUGUUAGAUUUGAACCAAGACGAUUUAGAUAAUAAAGAUGAUGAUAUAUUUAGACUUGUAGAACCAAUUAAGAUUGAUAGUGCUCAUUGUAAUAAUGAUCAACAUUUAUUAUAUGAUCCCUUACUUGGUGUAGAGAAAAUCAGAAGUGGAAAUUUCAAUACGAAUACUCCAAUAGCUGAAAGUAUAAAACUACAAAAAGCAGCUGCGAAGCAAAAAGAGAAACAAUUAAGGUUAUUGAGACAAUGGGAGAAACAAAAGUUAGAAAUCCCAGUACCAGUAUGCCAUCAUCCUAUUAAUAGAGAUCGCCAAAAAGUGACAGAUAUAAAUAUUCCAAACAUUACAAUAUUUAUAGCAGGUAGAUCAUUAUUAAAUGAUGCAUCCUUAAAACUUAGUCUAAAACAUAAAUAUGGAUUAAUUGGACGUAAUGGUAUUGGAAAAUCUACAUUAUUAACUUAUAUAGUUCGAAGGGAAAUACCAAAUAUCCCAAUAGAUGUAUCAAUAACAUGUGUUGAACAAGAGUUACACUUUAAAGAAAAUGAGAAUGUAAUAGAAUGUGUCCUAAGCAUUGAUGUAGAAAGAUCUUCUUUAUUAAAAGAAGAAAAAGAACUAUUAACAUUAUUAAACCAAAAUAACUUAAAAGAUAGUCAAGAUAAUAAUCCGGAAAAUGAUAGAUUAACUUGGAUAUAUAAUAGAUUAACAGAAAUUGAUGCCUACAGAGCAGAAAAUAAGGCUUCUGUAAUUUUAGUUGGAUUAGGUUUUACACAGGAGAUGCAAAAACAGCCAAUUUCAAAAUUAUCUGGAGGUUGGAGGAUGAGAGUUGCUUUAGCAAGAGCUAUAUAUGCCAAUCCAGAUAUUCUAUUAUUAGAUGAACCUACAAAUCAUUUGGAUAUAUUAGCAGUAACAUGGUUGGAAAAAUUUCUUAAAGAUUGGGAUAAAACUUGUAUAAUUGUAAGCCACUCUAGAGACUUUUUAAAUCAAGUAUGUACAGAUAUUAUUCACUUUUUAGAUAAUAAUUUAAAAUAUUAUAAGGGUAAUUAUGAUACAUUUGAAAAAACCCGUAGUAAUGAAUUAAAAUUAAGGAUGAAACAAAUAGAGCAACAAGUAACAGAAAAGGAACGUAUACAACGCUUUAUAGACAGAUUUAGAUGUAAUGCUAGUAGAGCUAGCCAAGUUCAAAGCCGUAUAAAAUUACUUGAAAAGUUACCAAUGUUAGAUGAAAUACAAAAUGAUCCAAAUGUUGUCUUCAAUUUUAAUUCAAUGGAUUCAUCAUAUGAUAAUAAUAUUGCCUCAAAAAGUGAUAAUAAAUAUGAUAUUAUUUCAUUAAUAGAAUGUAUAGAUGUAGGAUUUGUAUACAAAAAUAAGAAAGAUGAAAUCUCAAAUUUUGCAAAUAAACAUAUUGUUGAAAAUUUCAAUAUGAGUAUACAUAAUAACUCUAGAAUAGCAAUAUGUGGUGCCAAUGGUAGUGGUAAAACUACUAUUCUACGUUUAAUUAUGGGAUUACUAACUCCAACUACUGGAAUAAUAAAACGUGAUCCAAAAGUUAGGAUUGGUUAUUUUACUCAACAUCAUAUUGAAUCUUUGGAUUUAACAUUAAAUUCGGUUCAACAAUUACAAACAAAAUAUCCUCAUUCUAACAUUAAUGAUGAAGACGCAAGAAAUUUCCUUGCACAAUUUGGUAUUAAUGGUAUGUUAGCUUUAGAACCUUUAUAUAUUUUAUCUGGUGGUCAAAAAAGUCGUGUUGCAAUUGCUAUAAUGGCUUAUCUUAAUCCUCAUAUACUUAUUCUUGAUGAACCAACUAAUCACCUAGAUUUGGAUGCUAUUCAAGCUCUUAUUUUGGCAUUAAAUUCUUUUAAUGGUGGUGUUAUUAUAGUUAGUCAUGAUUCUCACUUAAUAUCCUGUGUUGCUGAUUCAAUAUGGCAUAUUGAUCAUUAUAAGAAAACAUUAACGGAAUUUAAAGGUGGUGACUUUAAUUUGUAUAAAAAAAAAAUAAUUAAAUCAAAUGUAUAA
Messenger RNA from Cryptosporidium muris RN66, 2238 nucleotides. RefSeq names its product ABC transporter family protein. The record is from RefSeq and is a predicted model, not a curated record. Lineage: Eukaryota; Apicomplexa; Conoidasida; Eucoccidiorida; Cryptosporidiidae. The transcript has a single exon. Gene Ontology annotation, molecular function: ATP hydrolysis activity; ATP binding. Bases 1 to 2238 code for a protein of 745 amino acids.